Messenger RNA from Brettanomyces bruxellensis, 1011 nucleotides. RefSeq lists its product as uncharacterized. The record is from RefSeq and is a predicted model, not a curated record. The transcript has a single exon. Gene Ontology annotation, biological process: protein autoubiquitination. NCBI's taxonomy places the organism in Eukaryota, Fungi, Ascomycota, Pichiomycetes, Pichiales, Pichiaceae. The coding region runs from base 1 to 1011 and encodes 336 amino acids. Gene Ontology annotation, molecular function: ubiquitin-protein transferase activity.
AUGUCUAUCCCAUUUAUGCUUCCAGAAUGCGGACAUACAUUUUGCUAUUCUUGCAUCAAAGCAUGGCUUGAAAGAAGUCUUACAUGCCCAAUGUGUAGGAGAGAAGUUCCCAAAAAGCCUGUUUUAGAUGUCAAACUAAGGAAAAUAUUUGCACAAAUAGUGUGCGCCAUCACAAAAGGUAGUCCCGACAGAAAGUCAGCAUUAGAUAAAUUUAUCAAAGAACAAGCGGAGGAUUAUGAGAAGGACAUGAAAAAAGGUCAGCCAUUAUUUUGUGAUAUAUUUUCUGACGUUAGUGAGGCCAUUGUUGAUAUGAGUGAUGGAGUACCGAGGUGUAGUGUAUGUCACUGGGAAGUGCAUGGCACAACAUGCGAGAAUUGUGGUAGAAGACUUAUAAGGGAUGAAUUGAUAGCAUAUAAUUUAAUGAUGGGUUAUGGGCCCGAUUUGAUGCCAGAUAGAUCGGAUAUGAGAGGAUUAAAUUUGGGAUCAUUAGGAAUACAUUUACCUUCAGAUACGGAUACGGAUACAGAGAAUGACUCUGCAGACGAUCCCAAUUGGCAACCAUCAGAGGUUGAUUCCGAAGCAAGUGCAGAUCAAGAAGUUUCGUAUGUGCCGGAGUACAAUGAAAGUUCUGAGGAAUCAAGCAAUAAUGAUAGAACUGAUAGAUCGGCACUUAGUGCUUUUUUCACUGCUUCCGACAAUUCAAAUUCGGAUUCAGAGUACCAGAACACUGAAGCUUCAUCAGAAGAGGAAGAAGAGAAAUAUUCGGAAGAUGAUGACAAUACGGACCAUGUCGUCUUGCUAAGAAGAAAUGAACAGACAGAUGGGAGAGAUGCUGCUCAGGAGUCAGCUUCUGAGACUAACUGGGAGCGUGACGAACCACUGAAUGUGUCCCUUAGAAGAGGGAGAAGAUUGGUUAUUUCUGAAGAUUCAGACGAUGACGAAACAAUUGAUGCUCAUAAUAACCAUCGCAGAUUUACUUUUCGAAAUGCUAAUGACCGCUUGCGCCUCUAA